Spizellomyces punctatus DAOM BR117 is the source of this 2412-nucleotide messenger RNA. RefSeq lists its product as uncharacterized. Gene Ontology annotation, biological process: regulation of DNA-templated transcription. The record is from RefSeq and is a predicted model, not a curated record. Bases 115 to 2286 code for a protein of 723 amino acids. The transcript is spliced from 15 exons. NCBI's taxonomy places the organism in Eukaryota, Fungi, Chytridiomycota, Chytridiomycetes, Spizellomycetales, Spizellomycetaceae. Gene Ontology annotation, cellular component: Ino80 complex; cytoplasm.
ACGGGAUAAUCACAUUAUCACCAUUGAUGACUCACCAAUGCCCAAACGUCGCGGGCUGGCAAGUUGGAAGAUCACUGUCCAAUGCCUUCCCGAAAUAUAGAUUAGACUACACAUAUGCCACACUCAAGAAUAUUCCCUGCUCCAGAACCCUCACCCCUACAAAGCCCAUCAUAUCACAACUAUACUCCAUUUCGAAAUUCAGACACCCCUAUAGUCAUUGACAACGGGUCCAACCAGCUUCGAGCAGGAUGGGCCACCGACGAAGUGCCUCGCUUGCAGUUUGAAAAUAUUGUCGCAAAGUAUAGGGGCAAGUCGACAAGAGAUGCGCUGUUGGUGGGGAAUGAUGUCCAUAUUGGUGGGAUGAGGUCCAAUAGCAAAUCGGCGUUUGAGUCUGGGGUGCUGAUAAAUUCUGCGACCUUUGAACACACUCUGGACUAUGUGUUUUCAAAGCUGAGCAUUGAUACAGAACGGAUAUAUCAUCCUAUAGUGAUGAGCGAGGCAUUAUGCACCCCAUCUUACAGUCGAAAAUUGGUAUCUGAGCUACUUUUCGAAGGAUAUCAGGUCCCUUCUGUUGCCUAUGGGAUAGACGCACUGUUUAGUUACUAUGGAAAUCGUGGAUCGUUCGACGCUGGAAUGAUCAUUUCAUCGGGCAACGUAGCUUCGAGCAUAAUUCCAGUCCUCGGGGGACGCGGUAUCACGGAGCAUUGUAAACGAAUAUCCUACGGGGGUCAACAUUUGUCGGAUUAUAUGCUGAAGCUGCUUCAAUACAAGUAUUCCUCGUUCCCACACAGAGUGACGCUCGACCAAGCACAGGAGUUAGUGAAGGAACAUACGUAUGUGUCCUUGGACUACAUGGCAGAGCUGCGAGAGCUUGCUGUCCCAGAAAAGAUCGAUAAGAAGGAACACAUAAUUCAAUUCCCCUUUGUGGAUAAGGUUGACGCCAGAGAAGCUCAGGAAGAGGCAGAGCGAUUGAGUCAGAAAAGAAAAGAGCAAGGACGGCGGCUUCAGGAAAUGGCUGCACGUAAUCGCGAGGAAAAGUUACAACGAGAAGAGGCAAAUCUAGCGGACCUGACGGAGCUACAGAAAGCAAAGUCCUCGGAAACUCGAGCCGAAUUCACGGCCAGGUUGAGGAGUGCGGGUUUUCAGUCCGAGGCCGAGCUUGAAAGCGCAGUGAAGGCAUCUGAAGCUGCCAUAAAACGGAUACGAAAUCGCAUGCAAGGAAUUGAAGAACCGGAGGAAAAGGUUGUGCCUUCCUUCCCUUUAGUGGACAUCCCGGACAGCGAGUUAUCGGAAGAGCAAAAAAAGGAGAAGAAGAAGCAACGAUUGCUCAAGGCGGGCUGGGAGGCAAACGAACGCAAGAAAAGAGAAAAGGAAGAGGAACGGGCACGAGAGGCUGAGCUCGCCCGACAAGAAGAGGAACGUAGACUGCGGGAUCCUGAUGGAUGGCUUGAGGAGGUUAGAACAAGGCGACAGUUGUUGCUUGAUAAAGUACGGGCUCGAUUGCGAAAAAAAGCGCAACUUACGGAUCGCCGCAGCCGGGAGUCUCAAAUGAGAAUGAAGAAUAUAGCGUCCCUCGCAGCAGAGGAAACGCCAGUUAAGCGACGACGCGGAGGAAACAGCGAGGACACGUUUGGGGCUAACGAUGACGAUUGGGGUAUUUAUCGCGAAAUCAGCAGAGAAGAAGACAGCGAUGAGGAUGAGGAUGCUGUAGCGCUUAGCAAGCUGGAUGACUUGCUAAUGACGCACGAUCCCGGUUUUGUGCCAGAGAAUCCAUAUGAUGAGCGCCCAUUCCAAAAUACCAUUAUAUUCCGCCUUGCCCAUGGACCAAGAAACGUGGAUCCGGAAGAUCCGGCUAUUCAAAACCAGAUUCACUUGAAUGUAGAACGGAUACGGGUUCCUGAAGUGCUUUUUCAGCCUAGCAUUGUGGGGCUUGACCAAGCGGGGAUCAUCGAGACGUUUGCGGAUAUUCUAAAGCGGUUUUCUGCGGAGCAGCAGACCCGAAUGGUGCAGAGCGUGCUUAUUACCGGCGGUAAUACCCUGUUCACAAAUAUGGCACAAAGAAUAGAAAAUGACAUUCGUGCUCUACGUCCAUAUGGCUCAUCGAUACGUGUUUUACGCGCUGCAGAUCCUCAACUGGAUGCUUGGAAAGGAGCAGCCCGAUGGGCAUCCUCCGACAGUGAUGGUUUCAAACAAAGUGUUGUUACAAAGGAAAUGUACGAUGAGUACGGCCACGACUAUCUCGUGGAGCAUCCUAUGAGUAACAAAUAUUGGCGCAUGCAGGGAUGAUGGGGUCAAGGCGGCUGUUUCGCUACAAAUCAUGUAAAUUUGAAAAUGUAAUGUACAUAUAUGGUUUCCAUAUUAUAUAGCCAAGGGGAUAGGUCGAUUUACAGUUCUUCAUGGCCAGCCUUUUUC